This is a messenger RNA of Rubroshorea leprosula, 585 nucleotides long. The record is from the annotation of a GenBank genome assembly. Lineage: Eukaryota; Viridiplantae; Streptophyta; Magnoliopsida; Malvales; Dipterocarpaceae.
CCCACAAAUUAAAGGAAAAAUGGCUUCCCCAAGACAUCCCGUGCUCCUAAUCCUGCUAUUAGGGUUCUUCCUCCUAAUGGCAAAAAGUGAUGCAAGUAUUUUCCAACCUCACAGAGUAUGGGUCAUAAUCACUAACAAAAUAGGCCCUGGGAUCGACCUCACACUUCAUUGCAAGUCGAAGGACGAUGAUCUUGGACAACAGAUUCUUGCCAACGACGUUUCUUGGCAAUUCACGUUUCGCCCUAAUUUGUGGAAGACAACACUGUUCUUCUGUAGUUUUAUAUGGAAUUCUGAACUCCAUUACUUCGACAUUUUCGUUAGCGGAAGAGAUUACAAAGAAGACCAAACACAUUUUCAUAUUAUGUGGCAGAUACUACCCAAUGGCCCUUGCAGAUUCAAUUAUGAUAACCAGUUGUUUGAUAAUUGUUUUCCUUGGAAUAAGAACUAAUGUAGUCACAUAGGAUGCCAUGGAAAGACGUUGAGAUUUUGGGUUCAUUUGUCGUUGAGGAAAUAUACAAGUUACAGAAGCAUAGGCCCAUUAAAUAACUUUCCAUAUGUAAAUAGCAAUAAAAUACUGGACGUAUU